Symbiodinium necroappetens is the source of this 684-nucleotide messenger RNA. The record is from the annotation of a GenBank genome assembly. NCBI's taxonomy places the organism in Eukaryota, Dinophyceae, Suessiales, Symbiodiniaceae.
AUGACGCAGUCGUCUUCUCAGCUAUUUGCAUCUUUGCUUGAUGAAAGGGCCCAUUUCGGGAAAGGUCUAUAUGCCAGCCAGCACGAGCCCGCUGUCUGGAACUCCCGCACGCGCAUCCUGCUAAACAACUACAGCAACGGCGAUCCCCUACGUGACCCAUUAGAUGCAGAGGGUGCUCAAAGGGUCAGGGAGUGGGGUGAUGAGAACAGGCACGGGCACCGGGCUGCAUAUUGCAUACCACUCAUCGUACCAAGAGACAUGGCCUACAACAUCUUCCAGAGACAAACGCCAGACAUUGCCGCGAAGGUGGUGGAAGACAGAAACGGAGAGACCAGGCACGUACGCCUUGGAGAAGAUUACAAAGGACGCCCCGUGCAUUCUAACCGGGAUGUCUGGAUCAUCCGGAUUGCUGAGGCCGGAGCAGUCGGACAUGCACAUGCGAGCACCGAUGAUGUCAUCAAUCUGCUGGAGCGGCGUCUGGCAAAGUUGCGAAUGUCAGCAGGAAGCCUUGACAGCAAGACCUUCGACUGUCUCUCCGAGUUAGGCCACAGAUAUCAAAGCCGUGCGCGUUUCGAUGAAGCUGAGCGACUUCUACGAGAGGCUUUUGAGGGAAGACUGGAGAAGUUGGGCGAGUCGGACCGCGGCACUCUAAACAGCAUGGCGGGGCUGGCAUCCGUGCUGCAG